Molecule: messenger RNA, 536 nt
Organism: Pocillopora verrucosa
Lineage: Eukaryota; Metazoa; Cnidaria; Anthozoa; Scleractinia; Pocilloporidae
Source: RefSeq, a predicted model, not a curated record
AUGGACGGAAACCAACAGGAUGUAAAACGAAAAAAACGGAAACCAGGGAAGCGCUGUGUCGUGAUGUUUUGUAACAAAACAAAUGCAGACGGAGUCAGCCUUCACCAGUUUCCAGCUGAUGAAAGUGUGCGGCGACAAUGGAUUGCAUUUGUGCGAACAAAAAGAGAACCUAAUAGUUGGACACCAGGUUCGGGUCACAUUUGUAGCGACCAUUUCUCAGCUGAUGACUACGAAGGAUUCGGUGCAAAAGUAGCUGGAUUUAGCUCUAAGCUAGUAUUAAAGAAGUCCGCAGUUCCUUCUAUUCAAGCGUCUCCUAUUCCUGAGCAAAUAAACGAAGCUCGAAGAAUAAAAAGAAAACUCUCACUGUCUAACGAAAAAUUGAGGGUAGAAGACUCGAGCUCCGUGGUCACACAGGAGACUAACACUACACCAAAACGACAAAGCCGGGCCUUAUCAAAACUAACGGCAAACAGGGUAUGAGAAAGAUAUUUCUCGCUUUUGCUUCUCUUAGCUUUUGUAGACCUGGUGUCAGUUUA